Molecule: messenger RNA, 2498 nt
Organism: Zootoca vivipara (common lizard)
Lineage: Eukaryota; Metazoa; Chordata; Lepidosauria; Squamata; Lacertidae
Product: rho-related GTP-binding protein RhoU
Biological process (GO): small GTPase-mediated signal transduction
Molecular function (GO): GTPase activity; GTP binding
Source: RefSeq, a predicted model, not a curated record
AGCCUCCGCUGCCGCCGCCGCUUCUCCGCCCGUUCGUCCGCCUGCGCGCUUUCUGUGCGGGGAGCUGGCGAUGCCUCCGCAGGGCGAGUCUCUUCCGCCGGUGCCCCCGCGUCGCCCCCGCGAGCAGCGGCGCCUGCGGGGCCUCGAGUGCGUCCUGCUGGGCGACGGCGCCGUCGGGAAAACCAGCCUGGCGCUCAGCUACAGCACCAACGGCUUCCCCGCGCGAUACGUCCCCACCGCCCUCGACCGCUUCUCCGCUGUGGUGCAAGUGGAUGGAGAGCCCAUCCGGCUGCAGCUGUGCGACACCGCAGGGCAGGAUGAGUUUGACAGCCUGCGGCGCCUCUGCUACCCGAAGGCGGACGUGGCCCUGCUCUGCUUUAGUGUGGUGGCUCCCACCUCCUUCCAGAACGUCUCCGAGAAGUGGCUCCCCGAGGUGCGCCGCCACCUCCCUGCCACGCCUGUCCUGCUGGUGGGCACCCAGUCAGAUCUGCGGCAAGACGUCAAGGUCCUCAUCGCCCUGUCCCGGCGCCGGGAGAAGCCUGUGUCCCCCUCGGCCGCCCGCACCCUCUCUGCCAAGGCCGGCUUGCUGGGCUACGUGGAGUGCUCAGCCCUCACCCAGCACAAUCUAAAGGAGGUCUUUGACACGGCCAUCACUGCAGGGCUGCGCCGCGCCCGCGGCCCCCCGCCCAAGCCGCAGCGACGCAGCACCGCCAGCCGCAUCCGGACCCUCUCCAAGGCCUGGUGGAGGAAGCACGCCUGUCUGUCGUAGCGCCGGGUGCGAGUCCUGAAUGGCCUGACCCCCCCCCAAUGGGUUUGCCUGCAGACUGGACCAACCGAGGAGCGUUGGCUUUCAAGAGGGGCCAGGCCGGGCCGGUCUUCCUCGCAGGGACAUCGGGCAGAAUCUUGGCAGGGCCAAACGGAUCUCCAAAUGGAUCCCAAAGAUGUUUCCUUGUCUCCCGGCCCCAAGAGGGACGUGGCUGGGCUUUCGUUUAAGGACACUCUGCAGGCACGGCUGGAGAGAGCAGGUGCUUCUGAACAGCUGCAUUUGGGUCCUAGUUGAUGCCCUUUGGGGCAUGUGGUUGGCAGCUGUGAGAACAGGAGGCUGGACCGUUGACCUGAUCUUCUCAUACUCUUGUGGAACCUCCAGCUCCAGAGGCAGUCUAUCCGGUUUCUUAAGUUCUGUGGGGGUAUCUGGCUACCGUGAGAACAGGACUUGAUGGGCCACUGACCUGAUGCAGCAGACAAGCUUCUUAAAACAUUUUCAUGGGACCUCCAGCUCCAGAGGCAGUCUAUCCGGAUUCUUCGGUUUUAUGGGGUAUUUGGCCCCUGUGAGAAUAGGAGGCUGGAGUAGAUGGGCCCCCUUUGGGCCUGAUCCAGCAGCCGGGCUCUUCUGAUGUUCUUGCGCUACCCCCCCCCCCGGGAUUUGGGACCUUCAGCUGCCAGCCCCACUGAGAAGGGCCAUAUAUUUGUAGACCCAAAUAUCUCUGGGGGGAUGGGACCAGGUUGGGGACGGAUGCUUUGGGGAGGCUGUGGCUGGAAGCUCUGCCUCCCCAUCCCCCAGAAUAAAACUUCUGCACAUGGUUUAGCUGAGAGCGAGAUGGAGUGGGGGGUUUACUUGCAGAAGUGUGAGAUGGGGUGACAUUUUUUUUUAACAACUUGAAUCUGAAAUUUUUUGUAGAGUUGGAAGAGACCCUGGUCCAACCCCCUGCAGUGCAGCAAGCACAGCAAACUUUGGUUCUUGGUUUUAGAAGGAGAAUACUUGGGGUGGGGGAAAGUUUAUGUAAAGGAAAAAUUGUGGAGUGAUUUUUACGCCAUUUGUGCCUUUCUCCUGAGACAAAACCCAGGCCUUGAAACUGCAAUGUGUGUGUGUGUGUAUUUGGUCUGACCCAGACAGCAUGGUCAGACUAGGACCAGGGUUCGAAUCCCCACUCAGCCACAAAGCUCCCUGGGUGUGACCUUGGGGGGGGGGUCAGCCACCACCUGUCUCAGCCUGACCUACCUCACAGGGUUGUUGUUGCAGGGAUUAAAUGAGGAUUGGGAGAAGCAAGUAUCCUUGGAUAGAGGGGGACAGAGAAUUAAUAAUAAACCCCAAGCUGCGCCCCCCCCCCCAAAUGCUGUGAGACAACCUGACGUCUCUUUCUGAGGCCUGUUGCUCCCCCCCCCCCCCGGAGGCAGGUGGAAAUGUGCUCCUUCAGGGGGUGGGGAAUUCCCCCACCUUCCCAGUUUCUCUUUCCAGGGCCUCGUUCCCUUUGCCUUGCAGGGAACCUGCAAAACUUUCCCUCCUUCCCCUUCAUUUCUCUUUCCAUGGAAAAAAAAAGUCCUGGGAGUUGGAAGCUGCUUUCUUUCUUUUCCGUUUCCUGUUUCUCCUGCCUCCCCCCACCUGUGUCCUUCCUGAAAAGCAGCUUUUUUUUGCUAGCUGGAAUUCUACAGUCCUCUGGCUGCAAAGGGGAGAGGGGAAGCCUGCUUUGUUGUUCUCAGUGCAAUCUCCAACCCCCCCC